Dreissena polymorpha is the source of this 405-nucleotide messenger RNA. RefSeq lists its product as uncharacterized. The record is from RefSeq and is a predicted model, not a curated record. NCBI's taxonomy places the organism in Eukaryota, Metazoa, Mollusca, Bivalvia, Myida, Dreissenidae. The transcript has 2 exons. The coding region runs from base 1 to 405 and encodes 134 amino acids.
AUGAGAGACUGCUUACCAGAUCCUGACGCACUGGAAAGUGAUAGAGACAAAACUAUGAAAGACUGCUUACCAGAUCCUGACGCGCUGGAAAGUGAUAGAGACAAAACUACGAGAGACUGCUUACCAGAUCCUGACGCGCUGGAAAGUGAUAAAGACAAAACUAUGAGAGACUGCUUACCAGAUCCUGACGCACUGGAAAAUCCUGAUGCACUGGAAAGUGAUAGAGACAAAACUAUGAGAGACUGCUUACCAGAUCCUGACGCACUGGAAAGUGAUAGAGACAAAACUAUGAGAGACUGCUUACCAGAUCCUGACGCACUGGAAAGUGAUAGAGACAAAACUAUGAGAGACUGCUUACCAGAUCCUGACGCACUGGAAAGUGAUAGAGACUAUGACCCAGAGUAA